UGUGACGCAUGCGCACUGUCUCUCUCAGUCGCUCCGCUCGGGGAGUUUUUUCUUGUCCCUCCGAGAUGCAGUGUCCAAUCACGGCUUCUACACCAGGAACAGUCUGACCGUCCGACGUCAGGAGCUCUGGCUUUUUGGAUCGGAAAUCGACCAGCGGAUGGUUUUGCUUCCAGGCGAUGGACCUGGAUGUCCGGGCCCGCGGUAGAAGCACGUAGAAAGCCCCGAGAUUUUCUUCUGACCCAGAAAAGCAGGCUCGGCGAGAAAUUGCAGGCCGGCUAGCAUCUGGCCGAAGCCGAGAACGGAGGGAGGCGCCCGCGGUGGACGGGCAGCGGGGACCCCCCCUCCCCCUUCUGCUUUUGGACUCAGUUCGGUUCUUCGAACCGCCCAUCAGAAUGAUUUCCCCCCGUAUUUUUUUAUAAACGUCUGGGGCUCGAAAGGCUGUCGACUCGCUAGUUGUAAGCUAGCUGCUCCGUUAGCGUUUCCCCCCGGCGAGCAGACGGCGGAGGAUCCGGAGGAGCUCACGGCCUCCUAGUGCUCAGCCGACGGACCCACCGGGAGUUCGGGACCAACAAUGGCCGCCAAUCUAAUCAAGGAGAUCGUGAGCAGAAAUAAGAGGCGGUUCCAGGAGGACGGCUUCGACCUGGACCUCACUUACAUUUACCCCAACAUCAUCGCCAUGGGCUUCCCCGCCGAGCGCCUGGAGGGCGUCUACAGGAACAACAUCGACGACGUGGUUCGGUUUUUGGACUCGAAGCACAAAAAUCACUACAAGAUCUACAACCUAUGUGCGGAGCGACACUACGACACCACAAAGUUCAACUGUCGAGUGGCCCAGUACCCCUUUGAGGACCACAACCCGCCCCAGCUGGAGCUCAUCAAGCCUUUCUGCGAGGACCUGGACCAGUGGCUGAGCGAGAACGAGCAUCACGUGGCCGCCAUCCACUGCAAGGCGGGGAAGGGUCGCACCGGCGUCAUGAUCUGCGCCUACCUGCUGCACCGGGGCAAGUUCCGGGAGGCGCAGGAGGCGCUGGACUUCUACGGAGAGGUCCGAACCCGCGACAAGAAGGGCGUGACCAUCCCCAGCCAGCGCCGCUACGUUGUGUACUACAACUACCUGCUGAAGAACCGGCUGCAGUACAAACCCGUGGCUCUGCUCUUCCACAAGAUGAUGUUCGAGACCGUCCCCAUGUUCACCGUGGGAACCUGCAAUCCUCAGUUCGUGGUGUACCAGCUGAAGGUGAAGAUCCACACCUCUAACCCCGCCCACACCCGGCGAGAAGACAAGCUCCUGCUGUUCGAGUUCCCCCAGCCGCUCCCCGUCUGCGGAGACAUCAAGGUGGAGUUCUUCCACAAGCAGAACAAAGUCAUGAAGAAGGAAAAGAUGUUCCACUUCUGGAUCAACACCUUCUUCAUCCCGGGCCCAGAGGAGGCCUCCUACAAGCUGGAGAACGGCAGCGCGGCGCCCAAUUCGGACGUGUCUGACAGAACCUACCAGAACCCGGGAGACGCCAACGACAAGGACUUCCUGGUCCUCACUCUGACCAAGAACGAGCUGGACAAGGCCAACAAGGACAAGGCCAACAAGAACUUCUCUCCAAACUUCAAGGUGAGGCUGUUCUUCAGCAGGACGGUGAAGGACGGGACCAACUGUGACGCCAGCAGCUCGUCGGGGACGCCGGACGUCAGCGACAACGAGCCCGACCACUACCGCUACUCCGACACCACGGACUCGGACACUGAGAACGACCCCGAGGAGGACGACCACGAACAGAUCACCAAAGUGUGACGGCGCCAGACUCCUACAGCGUGUAAAUACCAGGAUGUUCUGGCAGUCAAGAACCUGGACUGGGUCAGAACUUACCCCCACCUGCACCCACCUCCCAUGACCACAGCUGGACAAUCAUGAUGGGCAAUAGGGAGGCGAGUGGGCGGGGCAGGGCAGAAGUGACAGGUGACAGAUUUCAUCAGGGGGCGGAGCCAAAGCUGAAUCAAACUUAGAGGACGAGGACUUGUGACGGAACCCGGCCCCUCCCCCUGAUCCGUCUGGACUCUUGCCCGCUCAGAUCCACGUCAGUUUCCCUUUGACCUGCACUGGCCCGGGUUUGGUUCUGCUGACCCACAUCUCUUCAGCGUCAGCCAAUCGUAGUUUGAUCAUCUUAGUCUCCAGAGAAGAAGCUGAGGGUUAAAGUCCAGUUCUGACCAAGAGUUCUGGACUCUGGAUUCGGGUUACGUCUCAGCCUGGACCGCAGCCCGAGCCUUUAAUCCAGAUUUUAGGUUCUGGAUAUUGGUUGAGUUUGUUCUGGUCUUCUUCUGCACACAAACAUCCAAUCAGCUCGCAGAAAGCAGAGCUGGUUCCGUUGGACUUUCUCAGAUCAUUAAGCUACACGACGGACCCGCGGGUCCACACUUGAGCCAAGACUCCCUCCCAGACGGAGCGCUCUGAUGGCCAGUCGGCUCAGAGUCCUGGUGCCGUGUUAACGCGCCGGGCCAGAACCCGGCCCAGUGCUCCCAAUCACUCUGGUGGAUCCAUAAGCUAAGAUGAUUAUCAGGCCCGUUUGGGUCACGCUUUAGGCGGACUUAAGCUGCCUCUCAAUCAGCUCUGGGCAGAACCUCGCUAAUUCUGUCUGCAAACUGACCAUCCCGCCCAAGUUUGUCAGAACCAGAACCAAGUCACUGAAGCUUAUUUUCAUUAGAUACUCUGGUCCGGUUCUGGGUCUGAGCUCUGAUGAUUACAGAGUCGAUGUUCUGAACCAAACCAAUAAGUCCGACUCCAACUAAGAUGGUUCUGACCCGCCUUUAUAACCAGAGCUUCUUUGACCAUUUGCCUUUGGGUCUUAUGGUUCUGAUGACCCAUUUUCCUCCUCAUCUGGUGCUAAACUAACUGCGGUCAUCCCAGCCAUUGCGAGCACAGACUCAAGUGGAGGAAGGGGUUCUGUCUGGUUCUGGGCCUGUGGCGCUGACCCGUAGGUGCUUAGUUAUCUGGUUCUGGAGCUGUCGUCCACCCGUGGUGCUCUCUCUGCUUGUCCAGUUCUUCUCUGUAGCUUCAUUGUCGGCCCGGCCCGAGUCCUGUUGGUUCUGUUCCACCCAACGCAGGAUUUGGACCAGAGCCGAUCACAAAAGUACUCCCAGGACCCAGUUGUGAUUGGAUCAGUCUGAGACUUGAGUGAACCUCGGUUUGAUCGGAUCAGAACAAGUGAGCAGAACCAAAAAUUCUGAGCUUUGACGGCGUUCGACCUGAAAAAAAACAAGCAUCUCUUUAGAAGUGGGUCAGAACUUUAAGGAGCCGGACAGUUCUGGUUCCUCCUGUUGGGCUGAACAGCAUUUGGGUUUUCCAUGGAUCCAAACGGUUUAGAUGACCCGUUCUGGUUCUUCUGAACAUGUCAGGUGUGGACACAGAACAUCUGAUGUUAGCUCUGGUUCUGUUCUGGGUCAAGCAGGUUCUAUGUCCAUCUUGCCACUGAACCACCUGACCCAAAGUUCAGUUAGAUUUUUAUUAGCUUCUUUUUUUAAUUUGGUUCUGUUCUUUGGGCCCGGUUCCUUCACUCCUCAGAAAAGUCAGCUGACAAACGGACUCAAACUGGAUCAGUGGUUCAGGGUCUAACAGAACCUUCUUCUUGUUGGUACGUCAACGUCGGUCAGAAUGCAGAACCGUGCUAGCCACGCCCCCUGCUGUGAGCCCCACCCCUUUACAACCUUCUUCCAGCUAGUCCACAGACGUUCCUCUGCUGGUUCUGCUCCAGUCCAACAGAACCUGGUUAAAAACGCACCACUUGGUUCUGAAUCCAGACUGGCACCGAUGUGGUUCUUAGUCUAUUUAACCUGGUUUUGGUUUUAAACUCUGCAAACAGAAACGUCCUGAUACUUGACUACCUGUCGCCAUGGAAACAUGUUAAACUGACCCCUCCCACAUUCUUUUAUUCUGCCUAUUCUUGUUUUAUAAUGAAAUAAAAACACUGUAAAGGUGAAUAAACUAUUUAUAAACUGCU
Oryzias latipes (Japanese medaka) is the source of this 3986-nucleotide messenger RNA. It is a transcript of the gene ptenb, whose product is annotated as phosphatase and tensin homolog B. The record is from RefSeq and is a predicted model, not a curated record. Gene Ontology annotation, cellular component: plasma membrane; cell projection; nucleus. Gene Ontology annotation, biological process: protein dephosphorylation; regulation of phosphatidylinositol 3-kinase/protein kinase B signal transduction; phosphatidylinositol 3-kinase/protein kinase B signal transduction. NCBI's taxonomy places the organism in Eukaryota, Metazoa, Chordata, Actinopteri, Beloniformes, Adrianichthyidae. Gene Ontology annotation, molecular function: phosphatidylinositol-3,4,5-trisphosphate 3-phosphatase activity; inositol-1,3,4,5-tetrakisphosphate 3-phosphatase activity; phosphatidylinositol-3,4-bisphosphate 3-phosphatase activity.